Messenger RNA from Archocentrus centrarchus (flier cichlid), 8433 nucleotides. Its product is annotated as fibroblast growth factor 14-like. Lineage: Eukaryota; Metazoa; Chordata; Actinopteri; Cichliformes; Cichlidae. The transcript is spliced from 6 exons. Bases 513 to 1430 code for a protein of 305 amino acids. The record is from RefSeq and is a predicted model, not a curated record. Gene Ontology annotation, molecular function: growth factor activity.
UGGAUGGGCUCGCGCCGGCGGCACGCGCGCCUCGCGCUUCAGUCAACGGAAUACAAACGGACGUUUUUCAGAGGAGAGGACAUAACUGCUUUCUGAGGCAUGAUUGUCCCUUUCAGAGAUUUUUUGUCGGUCUCGCCUGUUGACCAUGGGAACACAAACUGACAAACGGGGUGUGGAAAAAUCGGUUAGAGGAGUCAUUCAGUGACAGCUGCUGUUCUCUGACUGACAGACCGGUGAAACGUGACGGACAGGUAAACCGCUGUACGUUUCAAAUCUAUGGCCCGGAGAAUAACGGCAACUGAAAAUAUGCAGUAACGUUAAGCAUUGUUUUUUUUUUCUGGACUUUACCGCGUUGUGGCUGAAGUAUGGGGCCGUUAUAGCCGGUAAAGCGGAGACUGGAGGUUUGUGUCUGGUUUUGUCUGCGCUCCGUCCCCUCCGGUGGACACAACUGAAGAGACUGGAGACACGGACGGAGACAGGGCUGUUUUUGUAUCGGCUGUUUCGGCUGAACCAUGGCAGCGGCAAUCGCCAGCGGUUUGAUCCGGCAGAAGCGACAAGCAAGAGAGCAACACGCCCACCGACCGACUGCUCACCGGCGGCGGAAGAGCCCCGGCAAGAAGCAGGGGCUGUGCAAUGGGAACCUGGUCGACAUCUUCUCCAAAGUCCGGAUAUUUGGAUUGAAGAAGAGGAGGCUACGGAGGCAAGAACCACAGCUGAAGGGCAUAGUGACCAGGUUGUUCUGCAGGCAGGGCUUCUAUCUCCAGAUGGGCCAGGAUGGAAGUCUGGAUGGGACCAAAGACGACAGCACUAACUCCUCUCUGUUUAACUUAAUUCCUGUGGGUCUGAGAGUCGUGGCCAUCCAAUCAGUUAAGACUGGUCUCUACAUCGCAAUGAACGGAGAGGGUCACCUUUACUCCUCGAUGUCGAGAAGGAGAGGCUUCCUAAGCAUUGGAGUCCCGGCACAGAAGUCUAACAAAAAAGGUUUCUCUAAUGGUCUGCAAGCUGAAGAGGGAAAAGGAUGGAUUCCCAGUGUCACAGGAGCAAAGGUUUCAGGAGUGUGCGGAGCAAAAGAGAUCAGAGAGGAACUGUUCACAGCAGAGUGUAAGUUUAAGGAGUCGGUGUUUGAGAACUACUAUGUGAUCUACAGCUCGAUGCUCUACAGGCAGAAAGAGUCGGGCCGGGCCUGGUUUCUUGGCCUCAAUAAAGAGGGGCAGGUCAUGAAGGGCAACAGGGUCAAAAAGACCAAACCAGCAGCACAUUUCCUGCCUAAACCCAUAGAAGUCGCGAUGUACAGAGAACCUUCGUUGCAUGAUGUAGGAGAGGCAGUACCUAAACUGGUCGGGGGCCCGCCAUCCAAAAGCACAACCACUGAACCGGUAGUCAUGAAUGGCGGCAAACCAGUCAACAAACCUGACAAGGAGGAGACAUAACCCCGCUCCCUGUUUUAACCUCCCCUGGCUGACAGGAGGCUGGCAGAAGCCACAGACUCGCCCCACUGCUGCGCUCUCAAAAAACAAAACUGCAACAAAAGGUAACAAAACAAACAACAGCUUAUUUGGCCGGCAGCGGGACCACAAGUCCAGCCUCACCGGGGCUGUAGAGACCACGCUGCAGUUGAUGGCGGGGAAAGGGGAGAGAGAAGACAGUAAAGUCAGGCUGAUGUCUGACUGAUAUUUCUGAACUGGGACAGUGGCAUGUCCUCAUAUGGGAGACAACAGAAAUCUGAAAAAAAGAAAAAAAAAUGUCGUACUCACCGGUAUUUUUCUGUGACAAUCUGUAAGAAUGAGACCCCACCCCCACCCCCUCCCUUUUCCUUUCCCAGGUUUGCUUGCUUGCCGGUGGCCACAGACACACAUACACACAGUGCAGCCUCCCCACAAAAUCGACCACUCGGAUUCGAUCUUUGAGCAAAUAAGGAACAGAUUAAAAGCAUCAGCAAACACCGGGGCGACGAGAACACCUUAAACCAAACACUGAUGAUUCAGAGGAUGCUUAGUCAUCGAUCAAUUAAGAUUUGGCACAGGACGUUCUGUACUAAGCGCAAAAGGAAAUGUGCUUGGAAAUUGCCGAAUGCAUUACAUACAAGGUAAACACGCCGGCUCACCUGUCCCUAAUUUUGAUCACAUCCUUAAUAAAUAGAGGCUUCUCAUUCGAGACCACAUAGCUUAAAGCAUGUUUGACUUUUCAGUAUUCCGUUAUUAUUUGUUUGUUAGUUAUUAUUCUGAGCACACAAAGCACUAGUGAUUAUUGAGCUACACUGUUGUACAGACAUAAAUAGGAUUUGAGUUUCUACCUCUCUGACACCCCGUUUUUUUUUGGUCCCUUUACAAAUGCUAUAAUUUCCACAUCGCUGACAUACGUGUAGCUCAGGAGAGAAGGAGGUCAGUCGACGAAUGAAAGGUUUAGGCAUCAAGUUGCUCAAAUCAGUGUGUAGCCGAGUAUUGAAAGCAGAACGAUUUAUACAAAGUCCUUGUUUGUAGCAGCACAGAGAGUAUUGGAGGCAUGCUGGUGUCUAAGCAGCAUGGUAGCAGUCAGUGUUUACAUAGAGUAGCAGAUAUAUUAGACUGGUCAGAUGGCACUCUAAGCCUGGCAGAACUUUUAUUUUUAUUUUUUCAAUUGCCUUCCCAAGUACUUGAAAAUAAAGGUAGGUAUUAGGGUAAUACUGGACAGGGUAACUGAUGUUAAAGCCACUGUGUGUAGAACUUGAACAUCUCUCACUUGACUACCCCAAGACCAGGUCUUGAUCCUGAAGUACUGCCCAUAGACAGUAUAAAAGAUGGAUGCAGAUUCUGGAUCUGAAAAAUGAAGCAAAUGCAUAAGUGCCUUAAAACCUGUAUUCUUUUUAAUAGCCAGCAGGGGGUGACUCCUCUGGCUGCAAAAGGACUUUUAGUUGUAUAGAAAUCUAUGUGAAAACUGCCCUUGGUUUCUUUGGUCUGUAACCUCUGUAAACACUUUAAUGAUGACUUCAUGGGCUGUAGUUUCUAGUUUAGUUUAGUCCAUUUUGUCACUUAUGGCCAUUUUUAGAGUUAGCAGGAUUAUUAGUUUCUUUCUCUAUCUAUCUAUCUAUCUAUCUAUCUAUCUAUCUAUCUAUCUAUCUAUCUAUCUAUCUAUCUAUCUAUCUAUCUAUCUAUCUAUCUAUCUAUCUAUCUAUCUAUCUAUCUAUCUAUCUAUCUAUCUAUCUAGCUAUCAUCUGUUCUCAAUGUUCAGCUUGAGGCUUUAAAACAAGACUUCACUAACAAGUAGGUGACGCAACAAUGGCUACAUCCAUCUUUUAUAUGCCUUUGGUAUUGCCAGGGCUCGCUUGCUUUAGUUGAGGCAUUCAAAUUCUUUGGAAAUUUUGACAAAACACACUGAGAAGUUGGUUCAAUGAAAUAAUUUGCUCAAAACCAAGCAUAAACAGUGAUACAAAAGUACUAUCAGCUAAGUAUACUUAAACCUUUAAUGGCACUUUUAAGAUCUGCUUAUCUGCAAGGGUCUGUUUAGGUCCAAGUGGCUGGAAUUCAGUCAUCAGAGGAUGAAUCCGAGGCUCUGUGCAGACAUCUAAGCACCUUCCUUUUUUGUGAUAAUACACUACGAGGGCACCAGCUACACAACAGACUCCAAGCAGUAUAAUUAAGACCAUCUACUCAUCCAUGGUUUCCACAAGCCUUCUUGUGUGAGUUAAAAAGACAAGAAAAACUCUACAUUUAUAACAUUGAGUCAAUAAACAGUGACUUAAAGUUAUUCUGAACUCACCCAAAUAGAAGAGGACUUCAGAGCGGUCCUCUUCAGUGUGCCAAUUUUAGUUUCAUAACAGAUUCUGCCUUUUCCAAGUACGAGGACACAGUCAGUCAGGGUGAAAUUAUUAUUAAUUAUUAUUCAGUUAUUAUAAAAUAAAAACACUUGUUACCAUAUUAAUUCAUAUUAGUCUGUGUGAUGUUUUGAGAUUAUUACUUCUGUCUCAAUGUUCAAGUACCGUUUUAGUUUAGUCCAAUAUUUUAGUGGUUUUUAAGCCUCAAGAACAACAGGAUAAAUCUGGGAUGUCCUAUGAUGAAUGGGAGGAUGGUGUUUGUGAAAUACUGGGUUAUUUGAUCUUGUUGAGGCAACAGUAAUUAAAUGAAUGAAGCUGAAAUCAGGCACUAACAAUUAAACGUAAAAAGCUUAUCAUGUAAUCUUUGUACUGUAAAAUAUUUAUCUUUAACUAACAGAUUCCACAUAAAUGUUGCGGAAUAAUGAGUAGAAUAUUUUCCUCUGAAAUGUUUUAACUAAUACUAAAAGUGGACCUAUUAUGCUGAUAUCAAUUUCAUAUUUCUUUUAACUUUUGGCCUCUGGUAGAGUAGCUUUGCAUGAACUACAGUUCUAAAUAUUGUUUAUUUGGAGCCCUUUAUUUAAUCCAGUUGGCUUACAGGCACACCACCUUCCCUUUAAGCUAACUUUCUUCUGAUUGGCUACCCCUUGUACACUGCAUCCAGAGCUGUGUGCUUGAGGACCUAGCCUGUCUUUGACAUCAAACAGUUCAAAGAUAUGAAAACAGGUGGAAAAACCAAGUAUUUAGAGCAGACUGAAGCCUGAGCUUUUGGCUCAUGUAUACACCAACUUCUUUAUUUUAUAUGUAUAACUGAAUAUAAGGAAACACAUAUUAAGUUCCCUUUAAGUUUAUUAAAAUAUGCAGCCUGUGAUUAGCUUCCACCUCUCGUUGCAGGUCUGUGUGUCAAAAGUUUGAUGUGUGAAGAUCCGAGCAAAUUGUGUAUCAGCUCUGCAUAAUCAGGCAGGUUGAAUGUGAUUUUUCUAGUUCUGUUGCUUUUAUACACAGUGGCUUUAAAUCAGCCUGCGCAAUGGCCUUCAAAAUCUGCGUAGUUUACUUAAAGGGUAAAACAAAACAAGAAAAAGUAGUUUCUUUAGAACACAAUGAAAACCCACUGAAAGCAAAUACCACACAUCGAUUCCAGUGUUGUAUAAAGCUGUCAUAAAAAUCAAAACACUCGAGAACUACAGUACAAGGUAAAAAAAAAAGAAAAAAAAGAAAAGAAAAUCAAAGAAAUAAAACCAAAUAGAUUCCCCUGCUUAGCCCUCUCACUGUGACUGUCAACAUGGCACCAGUCUGUUCUGGACCCGAAUCCUGUUCGGCUCCCAGCCUUACUGUUUACUCAUCUUUCUCUGACAGCAACACUAGAUGCCAAUUAACUCCUCGAGAAGUUACGCUAGUAGUUGGUCACAUUGCUGAGGAGAUACUGUGAUCUCACGCUUCAAAUUAGUGUUCGGUGACAGUGAGGCAUGCAAAUGAAUAUCUUCUGUGAGGCUCAGGAUAGCAGUGCGUCUGCUUUUAAUCGAUGAAAACAGACACUGUGCAUCUCUCUCUCUUGCUUUGAAUCCCAAUUUUGGGCAGAAUACCAACUUUGCAUUUUAAUCACGUGAUUGAACCACUGUCCUAUUUGCUGAAGCCGAACGACCUUACUGUAACUACAAAGAGACAAAACGGACUCCCAACACAAAUCAAGGCUGCGCGAUUAAUUCUAAACACCUACAUCAAACGAGCGCCAGCCAGCGGCCUCGGCAGCAGGCAGAAACACCGUGCUGGUGUAAUGUUGUCUCGCCGCAUCGUGCAGAAGAUCCGCUCUGCAACUGAAGAGACUGUGAAAACACUAGACAGCUCACAGUGUUUCUAAUUUUCAGAUUUUUUCCUCACAUACACCACAUUUUUCUCUCCUUCCCUGAUCUCAUUAGCUGUCGCCUUCCUGUUCCAGUGUGCGUGGCUGACCGGCGUUACAUAAACGUAUCCAGUCUAUGUGGUUAUGCAGGUGUGAUUUCUCAGCCCUUAAAUGCUGUUUUGAAAGAAAAACAUUCAAGGCGACCAAUUACUAAAAAAAAAAACAAAACAAACAAACAAAAAAAAAAACAAAGGGGAAAAAAAAACAAAUAAGCCAAAAGAAAAGAGAGAUACUUUUUUGUCAUGUCAUGUUUCAAACAAUAAUCUUGAUACUGAAAAUCUGCCAAAUACAUGUGCAGGUUAUGAGGGAAAAAAAAUGUUGCUAGCUGAAUGAGUGCCUCUCAUCCCCAGCUGAGAGAGCUGUGAGCUCCAGGGUGGCUGUAGAUUUGUGUUAAACCCUCAGCCUUCCAGGAAUACGCCAAGGUUUACUGAAGAUUUCCCCAAUUCUCAAAGUGGUUUGACUCCAGCUCUGUUCUGUCUAAUGUCACUUUGGAUCCUGUUGAUAAGGAAGAAGUCUUUGACUGGUGUUGUGCUCGUCUCACAUCGAAAAAAACGUGGCUGUAUCAUUUACUGACUACUCGUGUCGCACUAGGGGUUACUAGCAAAGAAAAAAAACAAAGUAAAAAUAUAAACCCUGACAAUCAGGUCUGUGAACUCCUCUUUUUAUUUCUUAAUGUGUCCUGUGUUGCGCGUGUCAAAGAAGAACCUUUUGAAAAAGCCACUUUAAUGGCGCUAUAGAGGACGAUGUUUUUGUACUUAACCAUUAGGAGAUACAACUGGUAACAAGGCUCCAGGACAGCAGCUGCUUUUCAUUGAAUUAUUGUCAAGCAGCUAAUUUGCGCUUCGCUGCUGGCAGAGGGAAAAGAUCGACUGAGCGAGGGAACCAAACCUUCCCCUAUUCAGAGAGCUUGUUAGGUUAGCAGCAGGGGUCCCAUCCUGUGAAAGCAGCUAUUAAAGAUCUAUGGGACAUGCUCAAGAAUUAAUGAUGGUCGAGGCCGGCGAAAAAUGGCCUGGUUUCCUGGCUACUGACCAAAUAUAGAGCUUCAAUAGUGUUUCCAGACUGGUAAUCACAGUUCCUGGUUCAAACAACGAAGGCGCAAUUACUGUCAGCUUCCCCCGAGAGAUUCCUCUCCGCUGGUGGUUAGCCAGGUACCAAGGCUACAGUCAUGAAAUAUCUAACAGUCGGCUCAGCACAGGAAGAGACUAUCUGAUUUAAUUAGAAGUGAGCAAUCACGAUAACCCAGGUCAUUUUUAAUUUCCACAUGCCAGUACCACUCAUGUUCUCAUGGCAGGUACACAUGUAGCCAUCUUACUUUGUCCUCCGUGAACUGUAGCUCUGAAGAAAAAAAUAAAUAAAUCAGAAGGCGCGAAACAAGACGAGACAUAACAGGGCAAAAAAGCUUUUGUGACCUGACCGCUGCAGUGCAGGUGCACUUUAGAGACACAGGAACAUGUAAUGGCUAGCACUGUACUCCUGAUGUAGCCUGUCUCCCUCAGGUUUCUUUUUUUUUUCCUAUUCUACUUUAUUCCUCUUACAAAAGACUGCCUUAUUACAUCUGAAUCUGAAAUGAGACAGUAAACGCGCUCUCCUCCCAGCUGUUUCUUUCUCUGAACGCUCUCAUCGCACACAUGCAGCAGAUAGACACUGCUCAUCCUAUUUUACUUUUCAAUUAUCCUUUGAUCCUUAAUCUUCUGUUCACUGUAACUAUGCUAGCUUUUGCUCUCUGCUUGUCCUGUAAUCAUGCAGCCAGAGAACUUAUUCCCAUCUCCUGCUUUUCUCUUCCACACACCCCACCCAGCUCCUGGUCCUCCUCCCACUCUCUCUCCGUUUGGACAGUUUCCCCACUUGUUGCAUGGUUUUCAAAAGAGGAAAGACCAUGGGGGCUAAUGCAUGUGGUAAUGUAGGAAAUGUGCUCUCAAAACAAUACAAACAUUUACAGCGUAGCACCAGUAAAGCAUUGCCUCUGGCUCAUUUCUGCCGUCUGCACUGGUCAUUUAUUCAUUUAAGCGUUUUGUGUGAUCGGUUUGCAGGGACAUCAGAGACAACUUACGAAGAAAUAUUAUUUUUUAAAAACAUUAUCCAUCACUGCAGUAUCUCUAACAUUGUUAUGCUAAUGCUAGUCUCACAUAAAAUACUUUAAGCAGAGCAUCAAUAUUUAAUUCUGUUGGCUGAGGGAAAGAAAUGCUACAAUUAUGACAUGAAAAUAAGUGCUUGUUGAAUGAGAGCCUUUUGCUUUUAAUAGUGAUGGUAGAUUAGGGAUUAGGGUAAUGUUUUUGGUAACAUUGUUCCUCAUCCAAAAGUACAAUAAUCUUCUUUGACACAAAAAUAAUAAUCAGCAGGUGUAAAAAGUCAAAAAUGUGACUCAGAAGGUCUCUUCCAUUAGCAUGCACGCAGGUUUUCUUCCUCACUCAGUGACUGGCCUGCAGUGUGCGAGUACACUGAAACUGAAGUCUGACUUUAAUGGAAAAAAAAACUUUCUUGGCCAGAAUAUUUCAUCUUGGUGUUACCUGGCACCCAGCUGGUGCUGCCUUUUCUUAAGUCACGAAGACAACAGCUUUUCAUGCAGUGACUUAAAAAAAAAAAAAAAAAACAUAUUUUAUGAACCAAUUAGUGACUAAAACACCCAGGCGUUUUCCUCUGAUAGCCUUGAAACAGCUAAUAAGAGUGUGUAUAUAAAUUUAUGUUUGGAUUCAAUGUGAGAUUUUUUUUUUUUUUUUACUGAGUUGCACAGAUUUAACACAUAAAA